This is a messenger RNA of Microcebus murinus (gray mouse lemur), 4299 nucleotides long. It is a transcript of the gene FZD1, whose product is annotated as frizzled class receptor 1. Gene Ontology annotation, biological process: canonical Wnt signaling pathway; non-canonical Wnt signaling pathway. NCBI's taxonomy places the organism in Eukaryota, Metazoa, Chordata, Mammalia, Primates, Cheirogaleidae. The record is from RefSeq and is a predicted model, not a curated record. Gene Ontology annotation, molecular function: Wnt-protein binding; Wnt receptor activity. Gene Ontology annotation, cellular component: plasma membrane.
GUGAAAGACAGACUGCGGGGCGCCUGGAAACCGGUCCGAGGGCGCGCGAGGGAGAGGAGAGGGAGCGAGUUGAGGGAUUGACACAAAUGGUCAGGCGGCGGCGGCGGAGGCGGAGGCGCAGGGGGGAGCCGAGGCCGCUGGGCUGCGGGGAGUUGCGCGCUCUACGGGGCCGCGGCCACUAGCGCGGCGCCGCCAGCCGGGAGCCAGCGAGCCGAGGGCCAGGAAGGCGGGACACGACCCCGGCGCGCCCGAGCCGCCCGGGCUCUCCCCGCCGCCCGCACUUCAUGAAUCGCAAGUUUCCGCGGCGGCGGCGGCUGCGGGACUCAGAGCGGGAGCCGGGGGAGCGGGCCGAGCGCGGCUGGCGCUCGACGGAGGGCACCGGCGCAGAGAUCUCCCUGGCCGCGGGGGGAGCCGCCGCCGGUAGUGCCCCUGCCAGCCCCGGCGGAGCGCGGCCAAGAAAGGAGCCGAGAAAGUAUGGCUGAGGAGGAGGUGCCUAAGAAGUCUCGGGCCGCCGGCGGCGGCGCGGGCUGGGAACUUUGUGCCGGGGCGCUCCGGGCCGGGCUGGCGGAGGAGGGGAGCGGGGACGCGGGCAGCCGCCGCCGCGCCCCGGCCGACCCCCGGCGGUUGGCGCGCCAGCUGCUGCUGCUGCUUUGGCUGCUGGAGGCUCCGCUGCUGCUGGGGGUCCGGGCGCAGGCGGCGGGCCAGGGGCCAGGCCAGGGGCCCGGGCCGGGGCAGCAACCGCCGCCGCCGCCGCCUCAGCAGCAGCAGAGCAGGCAGCAGUACAACGGCGAGCGGGGCAUCUCCAUCCCGGACCAUGGCUAUUGCCAGCCCAUCUCCAUCCCGCUGUGCACGGACAUCGCGUACAACCAGACCAUCAUGCCCAACCUGCUGGGCCACACGAACCAGGAGGACGCGGGCCUCGAGGUGCACCAGUUCUACCCGCUGGUGAAAGUGCAGUGCUCCGCAGAGCUCAAGUUCUUCCUGUGCUCCAUGUACGCGCCGGUGUGCACCGUGCUGGAGCAGGCGCUGCCGCCCUGCCGCUCCCUGUGCGAGCGCGCGCGCCAGGGCUGCGAGGCGCUCAUGAACAAGUUCGGCUUCCAGUGGCCAGACACGCUCAAGUGCGAGAAGUUCCCGGUGCACGGCGCCGGCGAGCUGUGCGUGGGCCAGAACACGUCCGACAAGGGCACCCCGACGCCCUCGCUGCUACCAGAGUUUUGGACCAGCAACCCCCAGCACGGCGGAGGGCACCGCGGCGUCUUCCCGGGGGGCGCCAGCGCGUCGGAGCGAGGCAAGUUCUCCUGUCCGCGCGCCCUCAAGGUGCCCUCCUACCUCAACUACCACUUCCUGGGAGAGAAGGACUGUGGCGCGCCCUGCGAGCCGACCAAGGUGUACGGGCUCAUGUACUUCGGGCCUGAGGAGCUGCGCUUCUCGCGCACCUGGAUUGGCAUCUGGUCCGUGCUGUGCUGCGCCUCCACGCUCUUCACUGUGCUCACGUAUCUAGUGGACAUGCGGCGCUUCAGCUACCCCGAGCGGCCCAUCAUCUUCCUGUCCGGCUGCUACACGGCCGUGGCCGUGGCCUACAUCGCCGGCUUCCUGCUGGAGGACCGGGUCGUGUGUAACGACAAGUUCGCCGAGGACGGGGCGCGCACGGUGGCACAGGGCACCAAGAAGGAGGGCUGCACCAUCCUCUUCAUGAUGCUCUACUUCUUCAGCAUGGCCAGCUCCAUCUGGUGGGUGAUCCUGUCUCUCACCUGGUUCCUGGCUGCCGGCAUGAAGUGGGGCCACGAGGCCAUCGAGGCCAACUCGCAGUAUUUUCACCUGGCCGCCUGGGCUGUACCGGCCAUCAAGACCAUCACCAUCCUGGCGCUGGGCCAGGUGGAUGGCGAUGUGCUGAGCGGGGUGUGCUUCGUGGGACUCAACAACGUGGACGCGCUGCGUGGCUUCGUGCUGGCGCCGCUCUUCGUGUACCUGUUCAUCGGCACGUCCUUUCUGCUGGCCGGUUUCGUGUCGCUCUUCCGCAUCCGCACCAUCAUGAAGCACGAUGGCACCAAGACCGAGAAGCUGGAGAAGCUCAUGGUGCGCAUCGGCGUCUUCAGUGUGCUUUACACCGUGCCAGCCACCAUCGUCAUUGCCUGCUACUUCUACGAGCAGGCCUUCCGGGACCAGUGGGAACGCAGCUGGGUGGCCCAGAGCUGCAAGAGCUACGCCAUCCCCUGCCCUCACCUCCAGGCGGGCGGGGGCGCCCCGCCGCACCCGCCCAUGAGCCCCGACUUCACGGUCUUCAUGAUCAAGUACCUUAUGACGCUGAUCGUGGGCAUCACGUCGGGCUUCUGGAUCUGGUCGGGCAAGACUCUCAACUCCUGGAGGAAGUUCUACACUAGGCUCACCAAUAGCAAACAGGGGGAGACCACCGUCUGAGACCUGGGGCUCAGCUCGUUCCCAGCCCUCGCCCGAGUCCCGGCCACCCCCCAAAAGCCAGCGCGGUGGAGACCAUGCUAAGCCUGGCUGCCCGAGGCGUCCUCGCUAGACCUAGCUCACCUUCGCGGGCUCGGUUUAACAACACAGCUCCUGCAAAAGCUUCCGUCCCUAAGGCAAACUAGGGCCCGACUGCCAGAGGGGGGAUGGACCGACCUCUUGCCCUCACACUCUGGUACCUGGACUGUACGCUUUUAUGAUUGUAAAUAGCCUGUGUAAGAUUUUUGUAAGUAUAUUUGUAUUUAAAUGAUCCAUCACGCCUUUUUCUUUAAUUUUUUUUAAUUAUUUAGUGCGGUUUAAUAACCAUUUGAGGAUUUUCCUUCUUGCCCUUUUCGGAGCACUGCAGAGGAGAUGAAACCGGAGCACACCGGCCAAGAGCUCUUGCUCCUCGUCCUCCCGCGCCCCGCGCCCCUCCCUGCGGCGCCUGCUCUGGCCUGCCAGGGCGUCAGCUCCGGGGCCAGGUCGGCGACACUGCGGGGUGCGACUCGGGCUGUGCGGCCGGGCCACCUCCCGCCUCCUCCUUUUGCCCCCUCCCUUUCUUUCUUUGCUUGGGGUAGGGGCUCUUAAGGUACAGAACUCCACAGAGCUUCCAAAUCUGGAGGUUGGCCCCUGCCCAUUCCUCCCUUGUUCAGCGGCAGAUUGCAAAGGCCUGUCCCUUUGACUUCCUCAAGCUGAAUUUUAACUGUUGAGAACCUUUUCCCCAAAUUCCUGGGGGCCCACGGGUGUGGGCGCUGGCAGUUACAGCUUCCCUCCACGCUGGCCCCCAAAGUGCAGACACUCCCUCCUUCCACCUAAGUGGUUAGAGGGUGAAUGGGAUAACCAUUGCCAAACUUUUUAAAGUCUAAUUUUUGGUGAAUGAGCUCAUUUCGUUCUCUAGUGUCUAAAACCUGGUAUGGGUUUGGCCAGCCAGCGUCAUGGAAAGAUGUGGUUACAGAGAUUUGGGAAGAGGCACGAAGCUUUGUGUGGGUUAGGAGAGACUGAAGAUAGGGGUUGUAAAAUGUUAAUUCUAAUUGCAAACUGAUGCCUGGCAACCUGCCUUUAGGAAUGAGACAACCCCAGUUUAGAUUUUACCCUUCUGUGAAAUGGAAACGUUGAGGUCACCUGGAAAGUUUUGUUAAGGAGUUGAUCUUUGCUUUUCUUAACAGGACAGCAGAACUAAAUAGAAAUUGAAAACUUAAAGGAGAUUUCAGUGUAAUGGACUUCCUCAAAAUGAAAUGCUAUUUUCUUAUUUUUAAUCAAAUAAUAAUCAGACAUAUAUCAGAAGCUUUAAAAUGGAAAAGUUAUACACUUUCAACAUUUUAUUUUGAUUGUUAUUCACCAACACGUUCUGAGGGAGGAACAAUCCACACGACAGCUAAUAACCUGGUAAGAUUUCAGGAGGUAAAGGUGGUGUAGUAAUUGAUGGGGUUAACUCCUGAAAUAAACAAAAUAUGGGCAUGCAUGCCAAAGGGAAAAUGUGUGCAGGUCUACUGCAUUAAAUCCUGUGUGCUCCUUUUUUGAAUUUACAGAAAUGUGUCAAAUGUAAAUCUUUCAAAGCCAUUUAAAAAUAUUCACUUUAGUUCUCUGUGAAGAAGAGGGGAUAAGCGAUCCUCCUGAUUGUAUUGUUUUGAACUUUGAGAGUUUAUCAAAAUGCCAGUACUUAGGACCUAAAUUUAUCUAUGUCUGUCAUACCCUACAAUGACAUUGGUCUUUGAAUUUGGUAUGCAUUUAUUCUGUUCACUAUCACAAAAUCAUCUAUAUUUAUAGAGGAAUAGAAGUUUAUAUAUAUAUAUAUAAUACCAUAUUUUUAAUUUCGGAAAUAAAAAAUCAAAGUUUUGUACAAAA